AGACGUGAUCAUGCGCAGUCCGUCUCAUUGACAGGAAGCGUCAGUAGUUAGCAUGCUGGCUAGUUAGUGGUGUGUCUACUGUGCUCUCCGGACAUGAUGGGGGCUAAAACCAGCACCGUGGUCGCUGGGGUGGCUGGAGCUCUGUUCAUUGGAUACUGCGUUUAUUUCGACAGAAAACGACGAAGUGAUCCGAACUUCAAGAGAAGGCUGCAAGAACGCAGAAGUAAACAGAAGUCUUCCCAAGAGAAGACUGGACUAACAAGGCUACCUGACCUGAAGGAUGCAGAAGCUGUACAGAAGUUCUUCCUGGAGGAGAUCCAACUGGGAGAGGAGCUGCUAGCACAAGGAGACUCUGAGACGGGAGUAGACCAUCUAACCAAUGCCAUAGCGGUGUGUGGUCAGCCCCAGCAGCUGCUCCAGGUGCUACAGCAGACUCUGCCUCCUCCUGUGUUCCAGAUGCUGCUCACCAAACUGCCCACCAUCAGCCAGAGAAUCGUGAGUGCUCAGAGUUUGGCAGAAGAUGACGUUGAGUGAAUGAGGUGUGUGUGUGAAACAGUGUGCAACUGCAUGUGUGGCUGUUCACUGGCUGUGUGGCCUAGUCAAGAUGGCUGCCAUUGGAUGUCUUUCUCACCAACCAGGACUUCAGCUGACUGUACCCCCUCCCCUCAAGCCUCACUGCUAUAGAUCUGUCCUUGUCCCCUCUUUCAGUCAACUGUAAAACAUUCCCAAUGCAGUAGCCCUCAUCUCAGAUUGUAAUAUCUUGACGAACUAAAUGAAUGUGUUUAUAUUAUUUAGCCUAAACAAAGUGAGUUAUUUUUUUAACUAAUACUCUAGAUUCUGUAGAGGUUAAGCAUAAUUUCAGAAUGUGGUGCCGCAGGGGAAAUUUUCCCUAUUGUACAUGAGACACUAGAAAGAGGUUGGCUCUGUUUGUCCCUGUCAUGUUCACUGUGAGGUGGAGUGGAUGCUCUCUAUACUAGGUUGAUUGUUUUCCUAAGAUGUCAGUAGAAUAUGUAAUUUUUUGGUUGUAUUUCUUAAAUCAAGUCAUGAAAUAAAAAUGUGAUGUGUGUUUAAA
Messenger RNA from Salmo salar (Atlantic salmon), 1072 nucleotides. RefSeq names its product translocase of outer mitochondrial membrane 20 (gene tomm20a). Gene Ontology annotation, cellular component: mitochondrial outer membrane translocase complex. The record is from RefSeq and is a predicted model, not a curated record. Gene Ontology annotation, molecular function: transmembrane protein transporter activity. NCBI's taxonomy places the organism in Eukaryota, Metazoa, Chordata, Actinopteri, Salmoniformes, Salmonidae. Gene Ontology annotation, biological process: intracellular protein transport; protein targeting; tRNA import into mitochondrion.